AUGAUGCUGAAGACGUUUCGCCGCCAAUGUCCUGCAGCAGCUCGAAAUUUCCUUUGUGCCUCGCGAAUACGUGGCAUUUCUACCGUGACCCCAUCAGAUGCACAACGAAACACGAUUUUUGCGCUCUCCACUCCUCCUGGCAAGGCAGGAGUCGCCGUUAUACGCGUCUCUGGCCCUGACGCCCUCGACGUAUGGAAGAGGAUAAUUCGAAAUGCUAGAAGGCGCGGGGACCUUGGAAAUGGAAUAUAUUACCAACCGGAACAGCGGAAGAUGGAGAAAUGUAAAAUUGUUCAUCCAGAAAGCGGGGAACUCUUGGAUGAUGGUCUUGCGGUAUUCUUCAGAGGCCCAAAGUCAUUCACAACGGAAGAUGUAGUUGAACUACACUUGCACUCUGGCCGAGCUAUCAUCUCAGCAGUGCUCUCUGCGCUUGCUACCAUCAAAUCAUGCCGCCCAGCAGAGCCAGGGGAAUUUACUCGCCGAGCGUUUCUCGGUGGCCGAAUGGACUUGACUCAGGUUGAAGGCCUACGUGAUUUAUUAGAAGCACAAACGGACACGCAACGCAAGUUGGCUCUCCGGGCUGCAGCUGGAGACAUGAGAGUCCGGUAUGAAGAACUGCGAACGCAGAUCAUCCAUUGUCUGGCCAUGGUCGAGGCUCUUAUCGACUUCGGUGAAGGCGAAGAGAUCGAAGAGGGCAUCUACGAGCAAGCUCAGGUCGAAGCCCGUAAUCUGCUGCGGGCCAUAAACGGCCAUUUGAACGAUAGUAGACGCGGCGAAAUCCUCCGAACAGGCAUUCGUCUCGCUAUCUUUGGUCCCCCCAACGCGGGGAAGAGUAGCUUACUCAACUUUCUCGCCCGGCGCGAGGCGGCUAUCGUUACACCAAUCCCUGGGACGACGAGAGACGUUAUCGAACUCUCUUUGGAUAUCGGUGGCUUGCCUAUCAUUGUUGCAGAUACUGCUGGCCUACGAAAGACUGAGGACCUUGUAGAGAGCAUUGGUAUCGAACGGACGAAGAAAGCCGUACAGGAUGCGGACGUGUCUAUUUGUGUGCUUUCAUUGCCUGAAAUGCUGAACAGCGUCGUAUCACCUUCGAAAGGGAAAACAUCCCUCAUUACCGAGAACACCUGCUUCCUCCUUAACAAAGCUGAUCUACUUGACUCCACUAUCCCAACCGCGUCAUUGGGCGUCGCCUCGCAGCUACUCGAGCGGGCGAUGGGGAAAGAAGCGAACGGUGAAAAAAUGGAAGCUGCAGCUAGAUGGGAGAAUAUCUGGGCUGUUAGCCUCCAGAAUGGAAAGGGGACCGAAGAAUUCUUGCAAUCUUUCGCAAAGUCGCUGAAACAUAGAUAUGAUAUCUCCGCGGAUGACAACGUGUUGAACGACUCGUACACGCCGCUGAUUACCCAUACCCGUCAGCGAGUACACCUCGAGUCGGCGGCGAGAUUCAUAGAGGCAUUUCUCUCCACCCCUCCAGAAGAUGUAGUUCUUGCUGCAGAAGAACUUCGUUAUGCUGCCCAAGCUGUUGGCAAAAUCAGCGGCUUGAUUGAUGUCGAAGAUGUGUUAGAUGUUGUGUUCAAGGACUUCUGCAUCGGUAAAUAA
Messenger RNA from Pleurotus ostreatus (oyster mushroom), 1593 nucleotides. It is a transcript of the gene MSS1, whose product is annotated as mitochondrial splicing system protein. NCBI's taxonomy places the organism in Eukaryota, Fungi, Basidiomycota, Agaricomycetes, Agaricales, Pleurotaceae. Gene Ontology annotation, cellular component: cytoplasm; mitochondrion. The record is from RefSeq and is a predicted model, not a curated record. The transcript is spliced from 9 exons. The coding region runs from base 1 to 1593 and encodes 530 amino acids. Gene Ontology annotation, biological process: tRNA methylation; tRNA wobble uridine modification. Gene Ontology annotation, molecular function: protein binding; GTP binding; GTPase activity.